Zerene cesonia (dogface butterfly) is the source of this 6000-nucleotide messenger RNA. RefSeq names its product synaptojanin-1 (gene Synj). The transcript has a single exon. The coding region runs from base 137 to 3415 and encodes 1092 amino acids. Gene Ontology annotation, molecular function: phosphatidylinositol-4,5-bisphosphate 5-phosphatase activity. NCBI's taxonomy places the organism in Eukaryota, Metazoa, Arthropoda, Insecta, Lepidoptera, Pieridae. The record is from RefSeq and is a predicted model, not a curated record. Gene Ontology annotation, biological process: synaptic vesicle endocytosis; phosphatidylinositol dephosphorylation.
UAUCAAGUUCCUAAUUCCUAUCUCGGAUCGCAAGUGAACGCUGUUGUCUGUGUUUAUUUCAGUGUAGUGCGAUAUUAUUUAAGUGCCGGGGGCGGAUGGCUUUGAAACUGGAACAUUAGGUAUUGUUUGGUACAUAAUGGCAAUGUCAAAAGGAUUUAAAGUACUAGAGAAGUCAGCGCCACCGAAUCCUUACAGUAUUAUCUUACAACACCGAAAUAAAGAUACAGCCCUAUUAUUCGAAUCCCAAGCUGUUGUUUCUCUAUCAUCUCAAGAAACAGAUACUUUACGUAAACAGUAUCAUAAAAUAGCAGAUGCCUAUGGGUGUUUGGGAGUUCUUCAACUAAAUUCCGGCGAAAGUUGUAUGCUGUACCUCGUUCUUGUAACGGGAUGCAGCUCUGUAGGCAAAGUGGGUGACAAUGAAGUAUUUAAAAUAACGCAAUCUCAAUUUUUACCACUAUUCCAUCAAACACAGGGAGAAGAUAAAGUUGGUGAAGUUAGAAAAUUAUUAAACUCUGGAACAUUUUAUUUUUCAUGGAAUUCAGGUAAAACCAGUGAUAAUCUUUUUGAUCUAACAUUGUGCGCCCAAAGAAAAGCAAAAGGAGCCAGUCCAGAUAAUAGAUUCUUUUGGAAUAGAACUUUAUUCAUCCAUCUUAUUAGAUUUGGUAUUGACUGUGAUGACUGGCUAACCCGUGCCAUGUGUGGGUCUGUCGAAAUUCGUACCAUUUAUGUUGGUCAUCGCUUGGCAAGAGCGGUAUUAAUUUCUCGACUCAGUUGUGAGCGAGCUGGAACUAGAUUUAAUGUUAGAGGUUGCAAUGAUGAUGGCAAUGUUGCAAACUUUGUUGAAACCGAGCAAGCUAUAUAUGUGGAUGACUCUGUUUCGUCAUAUAUUCAAACAAGGGGAUCAGUCCCUUUGUUUUGGGAGCAACCAGGCAUACAAGUUGGAUCACACAAAGUUAAAAUGUCCCGAGGGUAUGAUGCAUCUACAAGUGCAUGUGAAAGACACUUUUCACAGCUGAAACGUAAUUAUGGGUCUAUUUUUGUUGUUAAUCUGCUUGGUUCAAGUAUGAUAGGAGGUACCGAAGGGGAAGCUAAUCUGAGUAAUGCAUUCCAAAGGCAUUUAAAUGAAUCUGCUCAUUCUGAUAUUGUUCAGAUUAUAUUUGAUUAUCACCAGGAAGUGAGAGCUUCUUCAAUAGAAUCGGCCUUGGGUAAAUUCAAAAAGUUUGUUGAAAAAUACUAUGACAGCAUCAGCAUAUUUAGUGCAAAAGGUGUUGAUAUUUAUAAUGUGCAAAAAGGUGUAAUAAGAACUAAUUGCUUAGAUUGUUUAGACAGAACAAACUCAAUACAAACAUUUAUUGGUCUAGAGAUGCUCGCAAUACAGCUAAUGUUACUCCAAUGCAUUGAUAAAAAACAAAAUGUCAAUAGAUUUGAGGAAGUGUUUAAACAAAUGUGGAUUAAUAAUGGUAAUGAGAUUUCCAAAAUCUAUGCUGGUACUGGAGCUAUUCAGGGUGGUUCAAAAUUAAUUGAUGGAGCAAGAUCUGCUGCUAGAACAAUUCAGAAUAAUUUGCUGGACAACUCAAAACAAGAAGCUAUAGAUAUUCUAUUGUUAGGUUCGACAUUAAAUUCAGAACUUUCAGAUCGUACCAGGAUACUAUUGCCUUCAAAUAUUUUACAUACAUCUACACCAGUUCUGCGAGAGAUGUGUCGUAGAGCAAAUGAGUUUACUCAACCAAGUAGCAUCCGCAUCACUAUUGGUACUUACAAUGUUAAUGGUGGAAAACAUUUUAGAAGUCUAGCCUAUAAAGAUGUAUCCUUGGCAGAUUGGUUGUUGGAUUGCCCCAAUUCUUCACUCGUAAACACUGUGAAUCUUAAAGAUCACCCUUCUGAUAUAUUUGCAAUAGGAUUUCAGGAAAUUGUUGAUUUAAAUGCCAGUAAUAUUAUGGCUGCUAGUUCUGAUAAUGCUAAAGCAUGGAGUGAAGAACUAGAAAAGGUAUUGUGUCGAGAUGCAUCUUAUACUUUGCUCUCAAGCCAUCAAUUAGUUGGAGUUUGUUUAUUUGUGUUUGCUAGAAAAGAUCUAAUUCCCCACAUUAGAGAUGUUGCAUUAGAUUCAGUUAAAACUGGGCUUGGUGGGGCCACUGGCAAUAAGGGAGCAGUGGCUAUUCGCUUAGUUAUUUAUGGCACAUCACUUUGCUUUGUUUGUGCUCAUUUUGCUGCUGGACAAUCUCAAGUAAAUGAGCGCAAUGCAGAUUAUACAGAAAUCACCCGAAAAGUUGCAUUUCCUAUGGGUCGAUCUUUGUAUUCCCAUGACUUUGUGUUUUGGUGUGGAGAUUUUAAUUAUCGCAUUGACUUAGAUAAAGAAGAAACAAGAUUACUGGCAGCACAAAAUAACCUACAAAGGCUGCUGGAACAAGACCAACUAACUCGUCAAAAAUCGCAAGGUUUAGUUUUCAAAAAUUGUUUUGAAGGAGAAAUUACUUUCCUCCCCACAUAUAAAUAUGACUUGUUUAGUGAUGACUAUGACACGAGUGAGAAAUGUCGGGCACCCGCUUGGACAGAUCGUGUUUUGUGGAGAAGUAAAAAGUACACUAUUGACCCUGAGUCUACAUCAGAAUCAGCCGCUGGAAAAUUGCUUCACUAUGGUAGAGCUGAAUUAAAACAAAGUGACCAUCGACCAGUUAUAGCAAUCUUGGAAAUAGAGGUACUACAAGUCAGUUAUACAAAAUGUAUGGAAGUAUUCUAUGAAGUUGUUCAAGAUCUUGGACCUCCUGAUGCUAGCAUUAUUGUCCAACCAGUGGAAGAUAUUGACAGUGAUGAUACUAUUUUUGAUGAUAAUUUAAUGGCGAUAAUAUUACAGGAAUUGGCUACAUUUGGCGAAGUUACUUUGGUGCGUUUUGUUGACGAUCAUACGCUCAGUAUUACUUUCAGAGAUGGACAAAAUGCACUUGCCGCAGCUCAAAAGGGUACUAUAUCAUCAUCAGUAAUACCUUUACGCGUCACGCUGAAAUCACCGAAUUGGAUAGACAUUGUGAGAUCUGAAGUGGGUUUGUGUACUAACAAUACAAUACCUCUAUUUGGGGAAAUUCCAGCUGAGCGACCUCUACGUUCGGCGCCUCCUACACCUCGACGACAGCAACCAAGUAGGCCUCCGGCACCUUCUCCGACACCGCUUGUUCCAUCUCGUGCACCAGCAGCGUGCCCUGCAAGGCCACCCCGACCAGCUCCAAUUACUCCUGAACCUGUUGUGUCUCAAGGUUCGCUAAGCUCUCCUCCAGCAGAUAUGAUGCCUCCUCCAUCUUGCGCUCCGCCCCCGCCGCCGCCCUCCAGCAACACUCCGCCGCCAACAGGUCCGCCACCGCCUGUACCAGCACGACAAGGCGCACCACCACCUUUGCCUGCGCGUCCACGGCCAGUAAUUUAAACUCCUUCGCCAAAAGAUAGAUGCUUAAAAUGCAAAAAAUAAUAUAUAAAUCGUAAUUUAAAUAUCCGUUGACUUCUAAUUAUUUCGUUAUUGAUUGGUGUAUUAUGUAUUGGCUGUGAUGUUAAUUGCAUAUGAAAUUGUAGCAACUGUUAUACAUCGAAAGUUUCUUAUGUAUAAAUAUAAUGUUGGUUCCUACUUUUGGUUCUUGACGUUAUUAUUAGGUUUUUCAAUUAUUUUACCUAGUAAACCUAGGUUUUCCAGAAGAUAUUAUAAAAACAUAUUCAAAUUUUAUCUGAUAAAAACAUAAAAUUAAUUGACUUAAAUUAAAACUGAUUUAUAAUAGACCUUCUUUGGUUUGUAAGUAACAAGUAAUUAAAUAUAAAAAAUUGAGAUUUCCUUUACGGAAUUCCAAUUUUAACAUAUGUAUGUAAAUUUAUUUUUUGCUUUUCUAUUUUUUUAUUAAUUUUUAUAUCAGUAACGAGCAUUAUACGCAUUUAUGUUAGGUACCUACAUGAGUUGUAUGUGUGUUAAAGGAUCUUAUCCUUGAUCUCUGUUCUAUUUUUUUUUAUUUAGUUCCUAUUUUUAUUAUUUUUUUUAUUAAAUUUAUGUGUUUGUCAAAAUCGUUUAAGUACUUAGUAUUUGCGCUUAUCAUGAGAUCAGUAACAAUUUAUCUGUAAGAAGUAAUUAUAGUGGUAAGAGAUUAUAUAAUAAAGAACAUAAAAAUAUCAAAUUGGGAUGUUAAAUGCAAUACGAACAAAACUAUUUAUAUUAUUUAUAAAGAUUGUGAUUGUUUAAAUAUAUAACUUGUAGAAGCUUUUAAUAUAGAAGAAUAUGGGUGUUUAAGGCGUAUAUUUAAUAUAACAUAUAAAAAUUAAAUGACAAGCUGUUGUAGAGUCACUGGCUAUUCAUGCAUUUGUAGAGAAGCUAUAAAUAUGUGUUAUUUAAAUAUUACAGAUUGAUUGUUAAUAAUUUAUUAUAUAUGGACUACUUAUAUGUGCGAAACGUUUAUUCCUAUUGUUAAAAAUAUGUCUGCCAUUUUCCGAUAUAUUCAUUUAGUAGGAAAUGAGGAAUUUCAACUGUUAUAAAUACAUAAUCUCUGUUAAAUGGGUAGUUGCAAAUAAUUGUAUGCGUUUAUUAAAUAUUUGAUAAAUUACUAACCUGUUUACCUAUGUAACCUAAUAUUCUUGUUAUUGUUGUAUAGCUAAUGCAUGUAUGCAUUUAUUAGAAAUGUUUUACGAGCAAUCGUUCGGGCGUUGAUUAGAUACACUUACAUAUGCGUGUGCACUGUGCACUUAUUUCACUUACACGGUUAUAUUUUUUAUGUUAGUGUUAAUAAAAUACAUUUAUAGAAUUACCGUUACUACCUAAAAUGAAUACUUAAAAAAGUGCUUUGUUAUGUUUAUUAAAAAUGAGAUGUUUCAUUGCGUCUGAAUCCGCACAUUAUUAGCUACCAGAUAAGUGCAGCUUACAAACGGAGUAGGCUCAAACCAAUAAAUUUUAUUGGUCUGGUAACUAAUUAUCUAGGACAUUUUAGAUAAUUCCUUAUUUUAAGCCAACAAUUAUCCAGCUUAAUUUUCUUGAAAUUGGUAGCUCUUUUUUGAUUUUAUAAGAACUGUUUGGGACCACCCACACAACAAAAUAAAAAAAUUAUUUAUAAUACAUGUGUGAUAUGUAUUCACGACACAAAGGGUUUUGUACAAAUAAGCAAAAGAGCUACUGCAAAAAAUAAAUAAAAAAAUAAUAAUAAAAAUAAGUUUAUUUGAACCAAAAAAAGAAAUACACUGCAGACAUUUCAUGAGUUAUGUGUGUAAAUGCAUCCAAUUUGUGACCUUUCUAAACCUUUUUAUUAAUUGUUGCUAUAGCAUGGUUGUAUAUUAGUUGCUAAAAAAAACUUAUAUUUCUCCCAAAAUGUUACUUGUCUAACUAUCGCGGUUAAGAAAAUAUACAGGGACAGAUGCGGACAGACGAACACCGAAGUCAACUUUUUGGGUACAGAACCCUAAACCGAAGUUAAUUAGUGUUGUCUAUGAAGUAUUUUUCUUUGCAGUGAAAAUUAUUUUUUAUUGAUUUGGUAAGUGGAAAAAGUAAUCAUGGUUCAAUCCUAUUAAAAUAAGUAGGGGGAUUAUACCGGCAUACAUUUUUUAUGUAACGUUAGUAGGUACUAUGAUGUAAUAAAAUUACUUUAUAUGAAUGUAUUCAGUCUUAAGAGAUCUAAGGAUGUAUCUGACACAUUUAAAAAAAUACGUAACCGUUAUUUCAAUUCAAUGAACUUAUAUAAAGAAAGUACCUGUUCUUUAGAUAUUUAUUUUCGUUUUGUUAAUAUUAGGUAAAAUAUUACAAAGCUUCUAUUUUAAUCACAGGUCACGUAUACACGAUAUGGCUUGCUCAUAGAUGUAUUAUUUUUCUAUGGCCUAUGUUGUUUUUAAAAGUCACACCGAAGUAACAAUACAAUAUAAAUACAGUAGAAUAUUGCAGUUUUGCCACUUCAUAUACCAAGCAGAGAAAAUCAUUCAUAAGUAGAUAAAAUGCUUAAAAUAUUAUUAGAAAUACUAGUUCAUAGUAUGUUAUAUUAUUGUUUAAGGAUA